AUGGCUGCUUCUGCCCAGCUGACAAACACUACAAGCGAGCGCAAUGUGGAUACCCAGUCUGUUGCCUCCAUGAGCGACUAUGGCUCCGACAUUGGCUUCGACGACCUCGACGAGGACAGUCUGCUCGCAGACGUUCUAAGCACACUGAAAGAGAGCCGACCGACUGAAAAAAGUGCGGCGCUGCCGAGCAUCGAAUUCGAAGAGGGAGAGCUUGAGGACGAGGAGCAAGAUGCCGACGGCUUCGUGCAGGUCCAUCGCCCCACCGUGCUGCGCGUGGCAAAGGGCAAGGCCAACGUCCGCUUCGACGUGCCUCUGGACAUUCGGAGCUCGCCAGUCCGGGAGCGAGAAGCGCUGGAAGUCGAGUACGACCCAAGAUCACGGCGCGCAUGGAGUGUACCACUAGAGGAGCCGUCCUCGCCUUCUAAAAUAUUCCACUACAACUCCAAAUCCGCCUCUAGAACCAGAGAUUCUCUUUCCACCGAUACCCAAGGCACCAAGGAGCCCGACACUCGUGCGCCGCUCGAGCGCUUCCGCACAAAGCCCAAAAAGUGUCUGUCGGUAACAGACCUCGUGUCGCCAGCAUGGUGCGAAUUACAGUACUUUUACACUCUCAGCAAGUUUGGACGGAAGCCCCGCACGCAGGCCAUGCGCACCGGGUCGAAAAUACACCAGAAGCUCGAAGACGAGGUACAUAGCACAGUGCCUGUGCAAGUCCACACUAAGGAAGACCGCUUUGGUCUGCGCAUCUGGAAUGCCAUAUCUGGUCUGCGUUGUCUUCGCGAAACAGGCCUGACGCGCGAGCUGGAAGUCUGGGGUAUCCUGCAAGGCCAAGUCGUAAAUGGCGUGAUUGACGAGCUGAGCUACCAGUGUCCCGAUCCCGACUUUGAAGAGCAGCUGGAGAGAGCAGGCGCGGAGCAGCGCGGCGGCAUCGUGCCUCUACCACCCGGCCAAAUGUCCAUAACGGAAGCAUUUGCAAACUCCUCACAGCCUUCUGAACGCGACGAUACAUGGAUGCCAGAUUCGAUUUCCGAUCGUCAAAUCUACCUCGCAGACGUAAAGACGCGAUCUGUCCGCUCCCUCCCCACAGGCGCCUCCCUACGCCCCACAAAGAUGCAACUCAUGCUCUACCGCAAACUCCUCGAAUCCCUCUCCCUCAACACCGUGGACGCGGAAACCGUCUUCGCACGGUACGACGUACAACCCCUGCUCCCCUUCUCCCCAACCUUCCUCGACGCCAUCCAAGACAUUGGCCCAGACGCCCAAGCCCCAAACUACCCAAACCUUCUCUCCCUCUGGUCCCUCCUCGUCACCGAAACCCAGACCACCGUGCCGCCAACCAAUCUCUCCCCGAUCCUCCGUGCGGAAUUUCGCUACGCAAACACGGGCGAGGUCAUUGGCUCCGAGCUCACCGUGUACACGACCGAGGUUAUCGAUCGCUAUGUCGAUGAGGAAAUGGCUUGGUGGAAGGGAUACCGCGAGGCAAAGGGUGUAGAGGUCGAGGAGGCGUUUAAAUGUCGCAUGUGCGACUUCUCGGACGAGUGUACCUGGAGGCGGACCAAGGUUGAGGAGGCGACGGAGAAGGCGAGGUUGAGGCGGAUGGCGAGGGAGAGGAGUGCGGUUUGA
Molecule: messenger RNA, 1623 nt
Organism: Plenodomus lingam JN3
Lineage: Eukaryota; Fungi; Ascomycota; Dothideomycetes; Pleosporales; Leptosphaeriaceae
Biological process (GO): interstrand cross-link repair
Cellular component (GO): nucleus; mitochondrion
Molecular function (GO): single-stranded DNA 5'-3' DNA exonuclease activity
Source: RefSeq, a predicted model, not a curated record